Molecule: messenger RNA, 972 nt
Organism: Arxiozyma heterogenica
Lineage: Eukaryota; Fungi; Ascomycota; Saccharomycetes; Saccharomycetales; Saccharomycetaceae
Gene: RSM24
Product: mitochondrial 37S ribosomal protein mS35 RSM24
Exons: 1
Coding region: 1-972 (323 amino acids)
Biological process (GO): mitochondrial translation
Cellular component (GO): mitochondrial small ribosomal subunit
Molecular function (GO): structural constituent of ribosome
Source: RefSeq, a predicted model, not a curated record
AUGUUAUCAACAGUGAGAAGUGGUUUCCAAAUUUAUUCUCGCGUGAUUUUUCAAUCAAGAUCUGGUGUCAGUUUGAUGUGUCGUAAUAAUAGUACCACUACUAAUAACUCUAUUUCUUCCAAUUUAUUCUUAUCACCAAGCCAAUGGAAGGGAUUGCCACCGCAGAUUAUUAUUCAGUUGCAUGAAGAAAGAAAGUUCAAACUGGGUCCAAAUUACCAACCAAAUGUAGAUGAAUUAGAUGCAUUAUACACCACUGGUGAUUUUACGGGCAAAUCUAAAGCUGAAAUUAAACAAAUAUAUCAAUCACAUUGGUUUCGAAAUUUGUCAAAGAAUGGUAAAAAUAGAAAAAGACAAGUUAAAGUGAAAAAACAUAGUGUCAAUGAGUUAAAAUAUGGGUUAAGACCAUUCCAGUUCGAUGAUUUACCUACUCCUGUACAAGAUGAAUUGGAAACUAAAGGUGAAGAGAGAUUUUAUCGUAGGAUUGCAGCUUAUGAACUUCCAUUGUUAGUCAAGUACAGACAAGAAUAUAAGCCGGUGGACACAAAGGAGAAUCCAAUAACUUAUAGAUACACGACUUAUUUAGGUGAAGAACAUCCAAAUUCUAAGAAAGUGGUGUUAAGUUGUCAAACCAGUCAAUUGGGUCUCAAUGAAAAACAGUUACACAAGUUUAGACUGCUAGCGAGAACAAGAUACAAUUAUGAAACUGAUGAAUUUAAAAUGUCUAGUGAAAGAUUUAAUGAACCACUACAAAAUGCGCGCUAUUUACAUGAUAUCUUACAGAAAUUAGUCAAUGAAGCUAAAGAUUUAUCAAAGGAAACGUUCGAAGAUAUCCCAUUAGAUAAAAGACAUGUUAUGGCACAAAAUUUACGUAAGAAGAAGGGUGUCAAAUCUUUUAAAUUCCCUGAAGAAUGGAAUAGACCACAAGAUGCGCCAAAGAAGAAAGUUAACAUUCUAAAGGAAAUUUUCGAAUGA